Spathaspora passalidarum NRRL Y-27907 is the source of this 396-nucleotide messenger RNA. RefSeq lists its product as uncharacterized. The record is from RefSeq and is a predicted model, not a curated record. The transcript is spliced from 5 exons. Bases 1 to 396 code for a protein of 131 amino acids. Lineage: Eukaryota; Fungi; Ascomycota; Pichiomycetes; Serinales; Debaryomycetaceae.
AUGGAUUUCCGCGACUUGCUACUUAUCAUAUUAGCAAUUUUCACAUGGAUAGGUGGUGUAGCUCAUGCUGCAUUUGUUGUUGUUUCAAAUCCACAUAUAAAGCCUGAAAUUAUUGUUGUUUCUCCAACAAAUCAUGGAAGUAAUAGUGAUCCUUAUUACAAGACUGAAAGUUAUAGUAGUGGAUAUCCUAACCCAGGUUCUAAUCCUCCACAAAAUCCUCCUGGUUAUAAUGCUCAAUUAGAUCACCCUAAACAUGAAAAUGGGUUUUAUGAUGCCAUUGAAGCAAAAGAGGAGAACCAAGAGUCUUUCAAGUUUUAUUUAGAUCCCUUAGAUGAAAAUAACAUUAAGCUAGAACGUAAUAUCAUAACAAAAAUAAUAUACAAUAAUUUAAAUUAA